This is a messenger RNA of Amaranthus tricolor (Joseph's coat), 3789 nucleotides long. Its product is annotated as protein YLS7-like. Lineage: Eukaryota; Viridiplantae; Streptophyta; Magnoliopsida; Caryophyllales; Amaranthaceae. Gene Ontology annotation, molecular function: O-acetyltransferase activity. The transcript is spliced from 3 exons. The record is from RefSeq and is a predicted model, not a curated record. Gene Ontology annotation, cellular component: Golgi apparatus. The coding region runs from base 982 to 2823 and encodes 613 amino acids.
AGUAAUAUGAAAUUACAAAAAUAAAAAAUGUAGCGAGUAUUAUGAAACGGAGGAAGUAUUACCAUAGCCUAAUUAAGUAAUUAUGUUCUAUGUCUCUAUAUUUGGAUCGAAUACCUAUUUACUUGUAGUACAACACUACUUUUGUCGCACAUUUUUUGAACUUUUUGAAAUUGUACCAUUCUGGAAAAAUUACAACUUCCCCAACAUAUCUCUCUCCACCUUUACUCUUUAAUAGUCAUAUUAGAACAUUUGUAAAAACUAAAAUCCAAAAUUCUUUUUUAAAUUGAAUAAUAAUCACCCAAUAAUUAUUUAAUUUAACUACCAACAAAUCACAUGAUCCUAGAUCUCUCACCUGCUACUGCUUCACACUAUCUCCAUUCUUUUUCAUUUAUGGGCAUUUGCCAUUCUUCUAUAUACAUCACAUUGCAUCUGGGUUUUGCAACCUUCAGAUUUGUUCACAUCUUCCAUCUUUUAAUUCAUUUUUCUAUUUUUAAAUGAAUCUGUUUAUUGGGUUUUCUUUUUGGUGAAGAAAAUAGUUAUAUUCUGGGUAUAGUUUUAGAUUUUAGGAAUAUUUUUUUAAUUUGUUGUAAUAUUGUAUGAAUCCCCAAUUUGAUUUUGGCUGGUAUUAUGGAAAAUUUUGAUGAAUUGUUGAUGUUGGGUUUUUUUGUUUAUACAGUAUUUGAUCAAGUUCAACAGCUCUUAAAACAAGAAAGUAAUUAAGGUUAGCUUAAAUAUUUGUAGGCAAAUUAGGGUUUCCAUCAUCACUAAAUCUGCUAUUUUUUGGAUUUUCAUUUUGACAUUGGUGGUUAUAGACAAAUUGGGUUGUUGUUAAUUAAUCUUUUUUCGGUUCGAUUUGUGCUCUGAAAGAAGGUUUUUAUUACUAAAAUUAGGGUUACAACUAUAUAUUUUGAGCAAUUAAAAGGCAAGAGGUGGUUUGUAUUGGUGUUUUAGAUUAGAGAAGAUAUUGAUUGAUUGGUAGAAAUGGCUAUAGGUUCACCCAAAUACUAUUCUUCCACAUCUAAUUAUCCAAGAGCAUUGUCUUCUAUAAUAACCUCAGUUGGAUUACUGGCUGUUUUCAUUACUCUGACUUCAUGGAUCUUAUUGUCGUACCCUAUUGGCACCGUUGUUCGAAGUUACUUUUAUGGGGUUGAUCAGACGAGCGAUUUAGAGUUACCCAUGUCUUGGGAAGUUGCAAACAAAAGUCGAGUUCAUGGUGAGGGAAAGUCUGAGGGUACAAGCGAAAUUAGUCACGAUCAAAAUUUGGAUGAUGUACAACAAAAGGAUGUUUCUUUAUCUUCUAAAAAUGGUACACUGUCUAGGGAAGAAGUUAUUGAGAAAACUAUACCAAUAGAGGAUAAUCAUUCGUUGAGAAAUGGUGAUGUUGGUUUGCCAAAGUCGAAGGGUACAUCCAAACUCGGUCAAAAUCAACAUACGAAAGAUGUUCAGCAAAAGGGUAUUUCUUCUGAUAAUAAUACAAUGUCUGGGGAACAAGUCAUUGAGAAGCCUGUACCGGAAAAGGAUAAAGAUUCGAUGAAAAAAGAUGACGCAAAUUUGCCAAAGUUUGAGGGCACAAGUGAAGACAGCCGAAAUCAAAAUGUGGAAGAUAGUACAGUGCCUAGGGAACAUGCCACUGAUAACCCUAAACCGACGGAGGAUAUUGAUUCGAAAAAAACGGACUUGAACAAUGCUACUUCUGCUGGCUUACCUAAAUCAGAGACUACAAUUGAUAACAUUGACAGCAAAGAACCAGUUGCUUCCGAGUGUGACUUGUACCAUGGUGAAUGGUUCUACGAUUCUGCUGGGCCAUUGUACACAAGCAGCUCAUGCCCUAUUAUCACUCAAAUGCAAAAAUGCCAAGAAAAUGGAAGGCCUGACAAGGAUUAUGAGAACUGGAGAUGGAGGCCGGCUCAGUGCGAACUUCCGAGAUUCAAUGCAACCAAAUUUUUGGAGUUGAUGAGGGGAAAGACUCUUGCUUUUGUAGGUGAUUCUGUUGCAAGAAAUCAGAUGGAAUCUCUAACAUGCUUACUGUGGCAGGCUGAAGUGCCCAAAAACCGAGGCAAUCGCCAUAUGCAACGCUGGAAUUUUAGAUCAUAUGACUUUAUGAUAGUUCGGGUUUGGUCCUCAUGGCUUGUCAAUGUAACAUCGGAAGCUCUUGGAGAGAUUCCUGAGGGAAUUCCUAAGCUGCACCUUGAUGUCCCUGACGAAACUUUUUUGCAUCACAUCCCGAAAUUCGACGUGGUUGUCCUUUCUUCUGGUCAUUGGUUUGCGAAACAAUCGAUCUACGUGUUGAAUAAUGAGAUAGUCGGAACCCAGUUAUGGCCUCCACCGGCACAUUUGCCGAUGAAGAUAAAUAAUGUCGAAGCAUUCGCAAUUUCUGUUGAUACAAGCUUGACUGCCAUGGUUACACAUCCUAAUUUUACAGGGCUGACCAUUCUACGGGCGUACUCACCUGAUCAUUACGAAGGUGGUGCGUGGAACACUGGAGGGUCAUGCACGGGAAAGGUGGGUCCCACCUCGCCAGGUCAGUUGGUGGAAAACAAGUUCACCAAUUCCAUGCACGAGAAACAGGUUUCGGGUUUUAACAAGGCCAUCAAGAAGCAGACAAACCGCUCAAAACUAAAGUUAAUGGAUAUCACCGAGCCUUUCUCAUAUCGUCCAGAUGGUCAUCCGGGACCAUACAGGAGCCCCGACCCAAAUAAAAUCACACAGCGAGGACCAGACGGGAAGCCACCGCCACAGGAUUGCUUACAUUGGUGUAUGCCAGGUCCAAUCGAUACCUGGAACGAGUUUCUGCUUGAAGUCAUAAGACAAGAACUCUCUUAACUGACAUUGUAAGACGACAGUCCUGCCUUGUGCCGUGCUGCCCUGUAUCCGAGCCUGACUAACUGCGAUCAUUACUAGGUAGUCUAUGAUAUUUCCCGACUCAUAAAUAGUAAUACAUGUAAAGUUUGUUGUUUCCAUAGGAGCAAGACAGGGUCUUUUCUUUCCCUGAAUCGCCCGCUUACGAUGAUUUAUGAGGAAUGAUUCUUGUUUGUUUCAUCAAUCAUAUAGAGGCCAGUUUUUAGCCUGAUAUAGUAGUUUUUUGUCAUUGACUUGUCAAUUUUUGUAACUUAAGUAUCAAACUCCAGGAAGGUUCUUAUAGAUGAUUGCAGUUCUGUAUUAUUACUAUUAUUAUUAACUUAUCAUUAUCUUACUUAUUUUGAUAGUCCUUACAUUACACCUCAUCUGUAGGUUAAGAUUUGUUUAUUAACACAAAAUUCUAAGGUCAAAGAGAGUUAUCUUUCUUUGGAAUACCAACUUCCAAAAGUGGACUAAUAUUUUGAUUCGUUUUAAUCCUCAAAGAAGCUUAAUAUUUUAGUUCAGAUGAACGACUACUGAAACUAAUUUAUUGGUUCAUAUAGUCAGCCUUAAUCUUUUAAUAUUAAGAUUUUGCAUCAUCUCUAUGGUUUUAAAAGGAAUACUUGCCCUUAAUAUUGUAAUUUGAGAAAUUAUUUUUCGCUUUACGUUGAUAGGAAAUUUAUUUUUCAUAGUACCAUCCAUGUAGGAUGAUUCUUUUUUAAAAAAAUUUUAUCAGAUUAAAUCGCUACCUGAGAUGGCGGUUUCAUAUUAAUACCAAACCGCCACCUCAGAUAACAGUUUGGUCUAGUUUGUUCCUUUUUAAAAAUAUUUUUUAUUACUAAACCGCUACCUGAGAUGGCGGUUUGGUCUAACGUAUUAAAAAAAAUACGCGGAUUUAAAGUUAUUUUUUUAUACGGUCUAAUAAAUAUCCAAUAUGAAUUAAAUAAGCGU